This is a messenger RNA of Macroventuria anomochaeta, 885 nucleotides long. RefSeq lists its product as uncharacterized. The transcript is spliced from 3 exons. The record is from RefSeq and is a predicted model, not a curated record. The annotation marks the transcript as partial. NCBI's taxonomy places the organism in Eukaryota, Fungi, Ascomycota, Dothideomycetes, Pleosporales, Didymellaceae.
AUGGCGGAUGCGCAGCAAGAAUGGCCGGAUCGCAGGUACGAGAUCUUGGGGUCGACCAUCAGCAUUGGUAUUCUGAGUACCUUGGUGCCGAUAUGGAGGGUCGUGUAUGCGAUCAUGAACAAGCGAAAGCUGUUGUUUUGCGACUAUCUCUUGACCCUAGCGGGCUUAAAUCUGACUUCGCGCAUCUGAAGACCAUCGACUUCGCUCAGGGUCGACACAUCGCGGACCCUUCGAUCAAGAAACCUGACGAUAUCGUUGGUUACAGCUAUUACGUGUGGGUCGGACAAGUGAUUAACCUGAUGGCAGUUGCUGUCCUCAAGUGGUCGAUCUGCGCGUACCUGCUUGCUCUGAAGUUUUCCAAGGUCUACACACUCAUCGUUUGGGCCUCAAUUCUUAUGGUCACAGUCUUCAGCUGCAUAUUGCCAUGUAUGGGUUUGUUGAACUGUGUGCCUUUCAAAGCCAACUGGAACCGCGCUGUGAAAGGUUAUUGCUGGUACAAAGGUCAUACCGUUCUGACUUAUGCGCAAGGUGUCAGUAACAUCACCACGGAUGUCGUGUAUGUUGUGGCGCCAAUCUUGUAUCUUUCAACCAUCCAGUUGGCAAAGCGGACACAGUGGGGCUUGAGGGUCGUCUUCAUGCUGGCUGACCUGUGCUGCAGAGCCACGGUGUGUUCGAUUUUCAAGACCAUCGAGCUGAGAGCGCUGAGGAAGACCAAAGACCCGACCUGGGAUGGCGUUAAUUUGACGAUUUGGAGUGCGACUGAGCUCUCAGUCGGUAUCUUGAUCGCAAGUUUGCCGCCCCUGCGGAAGGUCUUCGAUAAGAUGUUCCGCCGUAUCCUACCAUUAACCUUCAUGACGAGAUCGAAGACGCCAGGGACCAUACCAC